CUUACUUAAGAGUGUGUUUUGUACGAAGGAAAAUAUUGCGAAAAAAUUUAUCUCAAAAGCAUUUAUAUGUGAUCUAAUAAAACGUUUUAAGGGUGGGAUGAAAUGGGGAGUGGGGAUUCUGUGGUGACAACGGUGAAAUGAUCAAGGGGUAGGAUUUCGGGCGUUGGGUGAGUGAAAGGAGACAUGAAUGAACAUGAAACGUUACUUACCAAACUUGAUUUUCCUAGUUUCAUUAGAAAAGAUAGAAAAAUAUUUUUUAAAAUAUUUUGAUCAAUGAAACUUGAACAAAACUGAAAACAUUUUCUAGAAAAUACUUUCUUUCAUAUCAAAUCCACCCUUCCAAUCCCGAAACAAAAUACACUAUUGUUUCAUCCCUCAAUUGAUUAUGGUAUUUGAUUAGUUUAAGGAACAAUUUUGUACUAACAUCAAGUGGAAUAUCUCUAACUCAUAAAAUAACCUUGUCUAUCCUGUCCGAUAACUCACACAUGUCAACAGCUACACAACUGAAUGCGUCCAAUUUAUUGCCGAAAAUAGAAAGAUAAUGCCUACCCGCCUAUAGUAUAGGUAAUCCUUUAAUCCGCCAUCAAUUUCAUUUUAUCUGACAGUAUUCUUCUCGUUUAUUUUUAGUUGUCCAGUAUUGACUUGACACGUCACUCAAGAAAUAACACAUCUCUCGAGAAAUGAUAAAUAGAAUAACAAGUUUACUAUAUCAAGGGAAAACGCAUUAGAAAUGAUUGUAGUUAAUGAUAAGAAUAAAUUAGGAACUAGUGAUAAGUUAUCGCUCAAUUUCUCAAACUAGAAAAGUAAAAAUGAACAUCUAUUUACCAACGGUGUGACCUAGUGGUCGAGAAGUGAUUGAGAACCUGAGGUUUGAGGUAAAAAAAACACUAGGUGAUUCCUCCCAUCUGUUUAAACCUUGGUUGACAAAGUAUUUGAUACUUGUUUCCAAUGGGAGGUGACAGGUAUCACGUGGAUUUAGUCGAGGUAUGCAAACAAUGGCCCGGACACCACGAUUAUAAAAUCAUUUACAUAUCUAAUUUUAGUAAAGUGAACGAGUAAAAGUGAAUGGGAAAUAUAAAAUACUUCCAACCUCCUCAGCUUUCACAACACCUAGAGAAAAGCAAGCUGAGUUUCUCCUUGUUGAAUUCCAAAAUGAAGACUCUGAUGAUAUAUCUAGUGAUGCUACUGAUUUCAACACUGAAAACAAGCAACAACAACAACAACAAUCUAGUAGAAACUACAUGCAAGAACACACCAAACUACAACCUCUGCAUAAAAACUUUGCUCUCCGACGAGCGCAGCACCAGCAGUGACAUAACGACGCUGGCGCUGAUCGUGGUGGGCGCCAUCAAAGUGAAGGCAAAUCAGGCAUUGGAAAUCAUCUCAACCCUCCGUAGUUCGAGUCCUCCAGAAGCAUGGGGAAUUCCUUUAAAGGAGUGUGCUUUUUCAUAUGAGGAUUUGACUGUAAGUUUGCCCGAAGCAAUUGAAGCCUUGACUAAAGGGAACCCAAAAUUUGCUGAAGAUGGUAUGGUUGGAUGUUUUGGAGUGUCUCAGGAUUGUGUGGAGAAUUUCAAAAGAAGUAUUUCACCUCUUACUGGUUUGAACACUGCAGUACAUGAGCUUUCUGGUGUGGGCAGAGCAAUUAUUAGAAAUUUAUUAUGAUGUAAUAUUCAUUAGGAGGUCACAAGUUCAAGCCGCAAGGUAAGACAGCGUACAGCAAACCCUUGUGGACCGUCCCUACCCCGUAUCUUGCACAUAGUGGGAGCUUUAGUGCACUAGGAUGCCCUUUUAUUAUGAUGUGAUUUUCGUUUACACUUCUUUGUUUUCAUGUAUGUUAGGAUUAUUAAUCGAAGCUCUUAUAUCCGUAGCUCAUGAAUAAAUCAAUCGUCGGCCGAAUAGCCGGAAUAGAACGCAGGAAUGAUUCAAUCUUCCAUCAUUUUAGGGCUCAUGACUCCUUUUCUACCUUCCUUGGGAAUUAGAGCAAACUAAAUUAAAGAAAGAUGAAGGGGAGCCUUGGAGUAACUGGUAAAGUUGCUGUCAUGUGACUAGAAGGUCACGGGUUAAGCCUUGGAAACAGCCUCUGGCAUAAAUGCAAGGUAAGGCUGCGUACAAUACACCCUUGUGGUGAGGCCCUUCCCUGGACACCGUGCAUAGCGGUAGCUUUAGUGCACCGAGCUGCCUUUUUUAAAAUUAAAGAAAGAUAAGCAACCUUUCUUCAGAGAAGUGUCACCAAUUUCAAAUUUUCCAGUUACAUUUAUUGUAUUUGGACUAGGAGAAGUAUUCCCUAAAGAUUUUCUUCUUUUAUUUGGAUGACCGAGAAAUUUGCUGGCGGCCAACCCUUGGGGACCUAUUACGGCCUUUAGAACUCGGGGAUAACAGGUAUCUCCAUCUACGCUUCUUCACUUAAAUACCAAGCUUAGUUCACAUGACUCAAUGCUCCAAUCUAAGUCACAUGCAGGAGCGGAACUCGAAGAUGAUAUACGGGUUCAGUGCUGUACUAGAAUUUAGAACCCCUAAAAUACAAAUCCGUCUCUGUAUCAGGUCCCAAGUCCCUCAAGACUUUGUAACUCGAACUAAGCCCUGGGCCAGUAUUUUCCUAAAGAUAUUUAAAUCAUGAAUACUGAUAAUAUUAAAGGUUAUUUACCAUUAACUUUUGGAUUUGGAGCAUGGUAGUGCAGCAAG
This is a messenger RNA of Capsicum annuum, 2682 nucleotides long. Its product is annotated as cell wall / vacuolar inhibitor of fructosidase 1. The record is from RefSeq and is a predicted model, not a curated record. NCBI's taxonomy places the organism in Eukaryota, Viridiplantae, Streptophyta, Magnoliopsida, Solanales, Solanaceae. Gene Ontology annotation, biological process: negative regulation of catalytic activity. Gene Ontology annotation, molecular function: enzyme inhibitor activity.